Messenger RNA from Juglans regia (Persian walnut), 1044 nucleotides. RefSeq names its product mannose-P-dolichol utilization defect 1 protein homolog 2. The coding region runs from base 114 to 821 and encodes 235 amino acids. The record is from RefSeq and is a predicted model, not a curated record. The transcript has 8 exons. Lineage: Eukaryota; Viridiplantae; Streptophyta; Magnoliopsida; Fagales; Juglandaceae.
UGGAGUUGUCCGAAGCGCAGUGUGGUGUAUUUCACUAUUUCCCUCGAAGUCUUUUCCCUUUUUAGAGUCCCUCACAGUAUUUGGAUCGGAUCACAGAGAGAGAGAGAGACUGAAUGGAAUUUAUAGGGAUUGAUUUCGGCUGUGCCGUGGGAUCUCUCCGCCAUGGUAAAAUCCCUGACAAAGACUGCUUGCUGCCUCUCAUUUCCAAGCUCCUCGGCUAUUGCAUAGUCGCGGCUUCCACCACCGUCAAACUCCCCCAGAUACUAAAAAUUUUGAAAAACAGUAGUGUCAGAGGCCUUAGUGUUGUUGCCUUUGAGCUUGAAGUAGUCGGCUACACUAUUGCUCUGGCAUAUUGUCUCCACAAAGGGCUUCCCUUCUCAGCUUAUGGGGAGUUGGCAUUUCUUUUGAUCCAAGCUUUAAUUUUAGUUGCCAUAAUCUACUAUUAUUCACAACCGGUGGGAACUAUAACAUGGAUCAGGGCAUUGCUAUAUUGUGCGGUAGCACCAACUAUUCUAGCUGGUCAAAUUAAUCCGGUUCUCUUUGAAGCCCUAUAUGCAUCUCAGCAUGCAAUUUUUCUCUUCGCCAGGAUCCCACAAAUAUGGAAGAACUUUUCUAACAAAAGCACAGGGGAGCUCAGCUUCAUAACAUGUUUGAUGAAUUCUGCUGGUUCCAUGGUGAGAGUUUUUACGAGCAUCCAGGAGAAAGCACCAAGAAGUGUUGUUUGGGGCUCUGUAAUUGGUAUUGCAACCAAUGUUACCAUCCUGAGUCAGAUAAUUAUAUACCGAAAGCCUCAUGCCAAGGUAGAGAAGAAAACAAAGUAGAACGAAAACCCAUCAUGGGUAAAACCCCAACGGGUGCUGGAAGGGGUCAACUUACAACUUCGCAGGUGCUUGAGGUGUCAUCUUUCUUUUCAAGCGUAACUUAAAUUCAAAGUUCAAGGGGACAGCUUAUAUCAAUGCAUAGACAAAUGGUGAAACUAUUGAUCAAUCUGACAUUCUUAUUGUUUAUCAGGUGAUAAAUAUUCGAUAGCUUAUUGUAGACUCU